This is a messenger RNA of Racocetra fulgida, 410 nucleotides long. The record is from the annotation of a GenBank genome assembly. NCBI's taxonomy places the organism in Eukaryota, Fungi, Glomeromycota, Glomeromycetes, Diversisporales, Gigasporaceae.
AAGCUUAUGCACGUCGAAAAUUAUUAUUUACAGCUGAACAACUUGAGAAUCAACGUGCUAGACAAUGUGAAGCUUAUAGACUUCGUACUGAGGCUGAAUCAAAUGAGCAAGCAGACCACCGAUGUAGAGCUCAACGUUUAGCAUAUAUGCAUAAUAUUAAACAAGCAUAUGGAUAUAAUGCUGCAUAUAUGCAAAUUUAUAAUACUAAUUCUGUUAUCUGUCACCAACUUGGAUCAAUGGAAGUUAAAUGUUUGCAAUGUGGAGUACUUCAUUGGUUAGAAGAAAGAGUAGCUGGUAGUAUACUUGCACCAACUUUUAGUACCUGUUGUGCCAAUGAAAAAAUAAAAUUGCCACCUAUUAAUCAACCACCAGAGCCUCUGCUUUCAUUGCUUAUUGGAAAAGAUAGCUGA